UAACACUGGCCGUGACCUCUGACCCUCUGCUAGCCUAACCUCUGACCCUUGACCCUCAUUCCUUCUCCACCCUGACCGGUAACUGACUGAUCAGCACUUCCUGGACCGAGGAAGCUGGGAAGCACCGUGGUGUGAGUGACUGUGAUGGAUCCAGUUAGGGCCCAACAGCUGGCAGCUGAGCUGGAGGUGGAGAUGAUGGCCGACAUGUACAACAGGAUGACCAAUGCAUGCCAACGGAAGUGUGUCCCUCCCCAUUACAAGGAAGCCGAACUUUCCAAGGGGGAAUCUGUGUGUCUGGAUCGAUGUGUCUCCAAGUACUUGGACAUCCAUGAGCGAAUGGGCAAAAAACUGACAGAACUGUCCAUGCAGGAUGAAGAGCUGAUGAAGAGGAUGCAGCAGGCCUCAGGGCCAGCGUGAAGGCCCCAGAGACAGUGAGCACCCAGCCUGGACUGCAGCCCUAACCCUUUUGCACUUGUCAAUAAAAAUAUUGGUGAUUAUA
This is a messenger RNA of Trichosurus vulpecula (common brushtail), 499 nucleotides long. It is a transcript of the gene TIMM10, whose product is annotated as translocase of inner mitochondrial membrane 10. Gene Ontology annotation, cellular component: mitochondrial inner membrane. Gene Ontology annotation, biological process: protein insertion into mitochondrial inner membrane. The transcript is spliced from 3 exons. The record is from RefSeq and is a predicted model, not a curated record. Lineage: Eukaryota; Metazoa; Chordata; Mammalia; Diprotodontia; Phalangeridae. Bases 145 to 417 code for a protein of 90 amino acids.